Messenger RNA from Schistosoma haematobium, 720 nucleotides. RefSeq lists its product as uncharacterized. The record is from RefSeq and is a predicted model, not a curated record. Bases 1 to 720 code for a protein of 239 amino acids. NCBI's taxonomy places the organism in Eukaryota, Metazoa, Platyhelminthes, Trematoda, Strigeidida, Schistosomatidae. The transcript has 2 exons.
AUGGAACUUGAUUUAACAGCUGAUCGUGAUGUAAUCGAUGUUUUUCAUCAUUCUCAGAGCUGUGGUGGUAUCAGCAAACGGAGAAAAUCAUUUGCAAUAACGAAAGGAAGAACGUUGAAUCUUGGAAGUUUGAAGGCUGCUUAUCCUUUUUCUCGAAUUACAAAUUUAUUUGAUGAUAAACGUCACCGAAUUAUGAACAGAAACAAGGAAGAACUAAAGCAAAUCUCAUCUCAGAAGCCUUUCAUUCUGGUAUCGUCACACGUAAAUAUGGACAAUAGUAAAAUUUCAUCAGACGAUUCGAUGACUUCACAUGAUACACCUCCAUUUUUAUCUCACAUGUAUAUUGAUCAAAAGAUUCAUUCAUUCAAUAGUAAAUUUAAUUAUUUAAAACCAUAUUUAUCAAAAGGUUCCAGAGGAUCUUUACCUUAUACACUUAAUAUACCUGAGUCUAUACCAGAGGUUUCUGUUUCACCACGUCGUCAUUCCGUAUCAUUCAAUCUAGUUGAUAGUCAUUCACAAAAUUCUUCGCAUCAUCAACGUUCAGGUUCAUCAUUACUGGACGAUAUCAUAAUUGAACCCAUUGAAUUUGAGAGAUGUUUAUCUCCUUUAAGGGCAUGUGAUCUAGCUGCACCAUGUAGUAAUACAUUCGAAGAAGUUCUAAAAACACUUAAACAAGACAACCGCGAUGAUCGUUAUAGCAAUGAUGAAUUUAUUGGUUAA